GGGAGAGUUGGGGGGUGAUUGACUGCAAAAGAUGGCACUAUUGUGGAGAAUGUGUAUUCUGUAGCUGUCCCUUUGCUGUGUUAUUCAUAUGAUAAUUUAGAUGAGGUGAGAUUGAAACGGUUGUUCGGCUAUCUGCGACAAGAGUGACCAACUGUAUGUUCGACAUCCCCUCCUUCCCAGUAGUGGCAAAGCCGCAGAUGGAGCCAGUUCCCAGAUAUUAGACAAACUUUCUACGUGCUCAAGAUGAGUGAACUAAAAGACUGCCCACUGCAGUUCCAUGAUUUUAAGCCAGUAGAUCAUGUGAAGAUGUGUCCCCGCUAUGCAGCUGUACUCUCACGCUCUGAGGAUGAUGGAAUUGGAAUCGAGGAGCUGGACACAUUACAGCUGGAGUUGGAAACACUCUUGAGCUCAGCGAGUCGGCGACUGCGCAUACUAGAGGCAGAAACACAGAUCCUCACAGAUUGGCAGGAUAAGAAAGGAGAUAAGAGGUUGUUAAAAUUUGGGAAGGAACAUGAGCAUGGAACACCACAGAAACACGGAAAACCCAAAAAGCAGAAAAUCGAUGGAAAAGGCAGCCAUGGAACUGGACCUGGUCCUGGACGCCCGAAGUCAAAAAACCUACAGCCUAAAAUUCAAGAAUAUGAAUUUACAGAUGAUCCCUUGGAUGUUCCCAGAAUUCCAAAGAAUGAUGCCCCCAACAGGUUCUGGGCAUCAGUGGAACCAUACUGCGCUGACAUUACCAAUGAGGAGAUCCGUGUCCUUGAGGAUCUACUGAAACCCCCUGAAGAUGAGGCAGAGUAUUACAAGAUCCCCCCCCUGGGGAAACAUUAUUCCCAGCGAUGGGCACAGGAGGACCUUCUAGAGGAGCAGAAGGAAGGUGCCCGUGCUGCAGCUGCAGCAGAGAAGAAGAAAGGCAUGCUCGGAGCUUUGACUGAACUCGACUCAAAAGAUGUGGAUGCUUUGCUGAAGAAAGAGCAGCACGACCAGCCUGAAGAUGGAUCUCCUUUUGGGCCCCUCACUCAGAGAUUACUCCAGGCUUUGGUGGAGGAGAACAUCAUUUCACCAAUGGAAGAUUCUCCCAUACCAGAGAUGACUGGGAAAGAUGUUGGUACUGAUGGAGCGAGCACCUCCCCUCGAAGUCAGAAUAAGGCCUUCAGCGUACCUCACACAAAGUCUCUAGAAGCACGAAUUAAGGAGGAACUAAUUGCUCAAGGUCUGCUAGACUCUGAGGACCGACCUACUGAAGACUCUGAAGAUGAAGUUCUGGCAGAACUCCGCAAGCGGCAGGCUGAGUUGAAAGCCAUCAGUACACACAAUCGAGCAAAGAAACAAGAACUUCUCAGGCUUGCCAAAGAGGAGUUAAAAAAACAGGAGCUACGGCAGCGAGUGAGAAUAGCGGACAAUGAAGUAAUGGAUGCUUUCCGAAAGAUCAUGGCAGCACGUCAGAAGAAACGCACACCUACAAAGAAAGAAAAGGAUCAAGCGUGGAAGGCACUGAAGGAGAGAGAGAGCAUCCUAAAGCUGUUGGACAGUUAAACUCAACCACGCAAACACACUGGACAUUGUUACUUUUGAAAAAUUGGCUUAAUGUUCAUCUUUUCCUGAGCGGUGUGCUUCUGAACUGACAAAAGGAGUGAUAUUGAACCCUGCCUGUUUUGAACUGGUGACAUUGCAUUCCAGCAGGCUGUCUCUGUUGCAGCCAACUAAUCUUGUUUGUAAAAGGUGGAAGUCUGUCUUUCAGAAAUCUGGAUGUUGUGCUUUGCUAGUUUGGGUUUUUGCUGUAUGUGAGAGUAUUGUGUUUUGGCCAAGUGUUCAGAUAGAGUGUAGCGUUCCUGGGCAGCUGUGCCAUUGCCAGUCCUCCUAAAUGUGAUGUUAAAACUGACACUUUAUAGCUUUCCAGAAAGAUUUUUCUUCACUUACAUCCCCACCCCAACAAUAAAUGUGGGGAUACCUGUAGUCUAUUUUUUUCCCAUUUCUCCUGCACUACUACUGUUCUUCUUAUUCCCAAUCCAGCCAUGCAAAAUUGCUGUUUAAUCUCAUUUCAAAUCUUUCUGUACUUGCCUCUGGGCCAUAUAAUACGAUGUGAAGAAGUAUUAAAAUACUGCCAAUACUGAUGCCAAAAAAAAACUUUUAAUCAAAAGAAAUCCUUUUUACAGAAGAGAAAAUCCAUUGCAGAUUUAUACAACUGUGGGGUAGAAGGUAUGGUUUAUGUCACUGACCUUAAGGGAUCAUGCCAGUUACAAAAGUUCCAAAUGUUUUGUUGUUCACCAUUGGGUAAACACUCUGGUGGCUUGUAGGUUCAGAGAUCCGGAUGACUGCAGGCACAUACUCCAGCGUUUAGUUUAGCAAUGGUAACAAUGCUUAUUUGAGUUGAUUGUCCCAGCUGGUAAUGCAGGUAUCAACUCGAGCUUUUUCUAUGCAGUUGGUGUCACCUGACAAACUUAGAUGUCUUCCAUGAUCAUUAAAUGCAUUUUUUCCAUUUGUUUUCAUUUUGUGUGGUAUGACCAUUCCACAGUUCCUUUGUUCAUACUAAGGGGAACUGUCUGAUUAUGUGCUCCUCUGCUCUGCUAUAUCCACCGGUCUUUGGGAGAUUAACUGAAAAGUGGGUAGUAGGGGUUAGGUUCAGGUUCAAAAUAGUGAUAACCAUUUUCCCUCCCAGUUAGUGAAUGAAGAUAUGAUCAGCUGCAAUGUCUCUACUCCUUUGCUAAAUAGUGAUAAAAAGAGAAAGGGCUUUUGCAGCACAAUGGCAGCGUCACGACCUCUUGAGACAAGAGGACCGAAUUCAAUUCUACCUGCUUCAGAGAUGUGUCAUAACACAUCUGAGCAGGGCGAUUAAAAAUAAAUCUAAUAAAAUCCAUGAUCUGGACUCAUGAGUGAAACAUUUUUACCUGGAGAAGGUAACAGUGGACUGCAAAUGCACAUUGAAUCAUACCACAGCAUGAAUCGUUAUCUAUACAAAAGAAAUAAAGAAGUUUUGGGUGGGGAGGAAAAAGUAACAUGAAAAAUUCAAUCACUUUACUGCUUUGAUAUCUACUGUUUUAAAUGUAAAGUGAAAAGAACCAAAAGAAUUAUACUCCUAGACUCACCAAGUUUUUUUCACAUUGUUUUAGGUUAUCCUUUUGCAGCUUUGCUAUGAUUGAAGAUCCUUUUGAUAAUUUUAGUUGCAUAUUACAAUAUUAGAGCUCAGAUCUCCUCUCCCAAUCUUCAGUUAGAUACACUCUCCAGCCCUAAACAGUGAUAAAUCAGAAUGGGAACCAUUUAGUUCUAAACCCCCACUCACAUGCAUGCCUCCACAUCAGCUGUACUCAUGCUAAUUUAUGGAGUAAAGAUCAAACAAGUGUAAAUUUUAUCAUUUGUGACAUUUAUUCCUCAAUAGUGUACUGAUGAUUAGCUGCUCCUGUAAUGAAUUUUCAAUAAAUGUCGACUUGAUUACUUUC
Chiloscyllium plagiosum (whitespotted bambooshark) is the source of this 3437-nucleotide messenger RNA. RefSeq names its product transcriptional adaptor 3 (NGG1 homolog, yeast)-like (gene tada3l). Lineage: Eukaryota; Metazoa; Chordata; Chondrichthyes; Orectolobiformes; Hemiscylliidae. Gene Ontology annotation, biological process: regulation of transcription by RNA polymerase II. Gene Ontology annotation, cellular component: SAGA complex. The record is from RefSeq and is a predicted model, not a curated record. Gene Ontology annotation, molecular function: transcription coactivator activity.